AUGCAUCUGCAGGUUGGGAUAUGUCAAGUGUUGAUUUGGCUGAUAGUGCUGCAGUUAGUUCUGUGUCGGGAGCAGUGUUGUGUGAAGCUGGAAAAGAAGAUGCGCCGAGUCAUUAAAGAGACUUGUUCUUGCAAGAGGAAGUUGGAGUGUCCUUUCGGCUUCAUACGAUUCAAAGGCGUUUGCUACUGGUUCAUCAUGGGGGAUUACGAAGUUAGAGACUGGUGGCGGGCUCGGAAUAUCUGCAGAAACCAUGGCGGAAACCUGGUCACAGUCAACGACAAGCGUCGGGAAGUCUUCAUUCAUAAUUACCUCAAAGCAAAUUUUCAAAAUAUAGGCAGCCCUGUCAAGAUAUUUACUGGACUCAUCUACACCGACGACGAAGCAGAAAAUCCGUACGUCGUCCUCCAUCGCGAGUCAAGUGCAGUGGGUAAUCAAGUGCGAUGGUCCAGCAACAAGGAAUUCGUCAACUGGCCAGUCAACGUAACUACACCUAUAGGUAAUCGCGCCAAGUGGUCACCAGAUAUCCAAGGCGAGGUACACGGCCCUGGCAGUCAAUUAUAUUUGUCCUGUGUAGUCCUUAUCUGGGAUCCUCGGGCCAGAAGCAAACUGACCUGGCGAUUCAACGAUUGUGGGGAGAAAAACUUGACUCUUAUCUGCGAGGUCAGGCUUGGAGAACCUAAGUCUGCCAGGCUCCAAACGCUCACCCUCCUCGCACUACAGUGA
Molecule: messenger RNA, 723 nt
Organism: Candidula unifasciata
Lineage: Eukaryota; Metazoa; Mollusca; Gastropoda; Stylommatophora; Geomitridae
Source: the annotation of a GenBank genome assembly